AUGCGUUUCGUCACCGUUGCUAUCUCUGCCCUUGUGACCAUGGCUUCCGCCUACACCCAGCCCGACUACUCCAAGGCUCCUCAGGGCAAUGCCAUCCUGAAGCCCGGUCUGAACGAGCAGGUUCCUGUCGGCAAGCCCUACACCAUUACGUGGGAUCCCACCACUCAGGGCCCCGUCUCUCUGGUCCUCCUGCGCGGCCCCAGCACCAACGUCGUUCCUCUCUCUACCAUCGUUGAGUCGAUCCCCAACACAGGCUCGUACUCCUGGACUCCCAGUACCGACCUCGAGAACGAUGUCACCCACUACGGUCUCCUUCUUGUCGUUGAGGGUACUGGUCAGUACCAGUGGUCGACCCAGUUCGGCAUCUCCAACCCCGAGGAGGCUGCCGACACUCCUGCUGCCAGCGUCGAAACCCCCGCUGUUUCUGCUCCCGCUGGCUCCGAUGUCACCAUCAUCACCACCGAGACGACCACUUGGUGCCCCGAGUCCACUGCCAAGCCCACCUCGAUCCCCGUCAUCGUUCCCACCGGUGGUCCUUCCAUCCCCUCUGGCUCGCCUACUCCUUCUGCCUACCCCAGCAGCACUCUGAUCAGCAAGACCUACAGCCCCAGCAGCCCCUCUGGCACGACCCCGACUCCUAGCCUCUUCACUGGUGCUGCCGACCGCACCGCUGUCAGCGUCGGUGCUGUUGCCGCUGGUGUUCUCGCCGUCCUCGCUUUUUAAGUUUCUGCCCUCUUGGGGUCAAACUCCGUUCAUGACCUGUAAAUUCUUCGGUGGACAUACUAAUUCUUGACUCUGAGGGGCCGAGCUUUCGCUUUUACUUCGUUUGUGUUUCAGCAUAGCCUGGAAUAUACUCUUCGUCUUUUCUUUGUAUUUGAGCCUGCCAUUGUAAUGCGAGUCUGCGCGGAUAUUGUUAGACGGGAUUCUAAUGAGAUAUGGCCAAAAUUGAGCGC
Molecule: messenger RNA, 953 nt
Organism: Aspergillus novofumigatus IBT 16806
Lineage: Eukaryota; Fungi; Ascomycota; Eurotiomycetes; Eurotiales; Aspergillaceae
Product: GPI anchored serine-threonine rich protein
Exons: 2
Coding region: 1-723 (240 amino acids)
Source: RefSeq, a predicted model, not a curated record